GGUACAUACCACUACAUGAUACAGAGUGGGAACGCAGGGCAGUACACGUUUAAAAGAGGGUGGGUUUUGCAACUUUAAGAUAACAAUUGGGCGUAACACUGUUCAACAUACUGAGACAACUUGCAGGGUCUGAAGAAGUUAUCAAAAAUAGCGAACAAAAGCUAAUAAAGACGCAAGUGUGCCAAACAAAUCCCCCCCAUCGCUGCGAGGAAAUGGCGGAUGUUAGUAGAGAAGCGCCGAAUCUGAGCUCGCCUGAAAACAAACUCGUGCAAACGCUCGCUUGAGUUGCUUCGCAAAAACACAGAGUGACAGCCGCAAAUCAAUCGACAAGGUCCAAAGUUUCACCAUGGCCUCAAAAAAAAGGCGGACGCCCAACGUCCAGAACGACAGCUGGGUCGUUAUUGCUGCAGGCUCCGUCCUGGACAGCCAGAGGAAGGACAGUGAGCCGACUUUUGUGCGACUCCGGAAUCCAGCCACAGAUGCCGCCUCCUUGUACAUGCUGAGUGGCGGCGGCGGCGACUUGCAGCUUUACGAGGUCAAAGCCUUUGAAGAAGACUUCCGCUCCUGGUUCGUUGGCCAAACAGUCCAGAGAGAUGGGAGGCUUCUGUUUGUCACACCGAUGGAUCCGCUUUAUCUCAUUUUGCCCUACUCGAUCAAAUCUGGAAAAGACGGCAAGUUCCAGCCGGUGGCUCAAAUGGUGAUGGAUGAAGAGUUUCCGGCGUGCACCAGGCUACUGAGCUGCGUGCGUUCUUUGGCCUCCAUGCAUCACAUCACGGAUGAAAAAGAGGUAGGAAGCCUCCAGUUUCACCGAUACAGUCGAGAAAAAACAAUGGCUUGGUUAAAGAAGAAGGUGGAAAAAACAGUCCUUGUGCUCAAGAAGAAGAACAUCUCUGUGGGGGAGGGAGUUAAAUCCUCCACGUAUGUCCGAGUCAAGAUGGAGUCGGACUCAAGCGAGGAGGACUACCUUUCCUACGCCCAUGGUCUAAUAUCCGAGUACAUCAGCCAAGACCUGAGCAAGGACCUCCGUCAUCACUUGCAGUUACCAGAGGUCACAAGUCCAAAGGAGACCGAACCGCCUUUCAAGAAGCGGAAACUGUCCGACAAGCCAGUGGAGCCGGGAGAAGACUAUACCCAGUUCAACAGUGGGGACUUUGCUCGCAAAGGCUGACAUCACCGCCAAGCCUGCUGUUUUGAUUACACUGACAAAGGUGUCAUUUCUCCCACGCCCACGGCAGAGCACUGGAAAUGUCAAGGUCACAUUUGAUUAAACACCCACAGUGAGACGAUACGGAGCACUAAACCUAAACAGCCACUUUAGAUGAAAACCUUGCGCUACAGGAAGCGCAUAAUUCAAUUUGCACCAUCAACCCUUGAUUAAAAUGGCCUAAUUUACAACACUCUCCAUCCAAGACAAAGUCAUUCCGCCGCUCAACCUUUGACUCCGAUAUUGUAUGCUGCUGGUAAUUCAACAUUACAAACCCUGCAAAAAUAAAUUCACAUACGCCCAACAUAUCACACUGACUGGUCACAACAUUAGGUACACCUGUACAAUCCGGAGAUCCAAUAUAAAAGGGUCCUAAUGCUCAGUUUGGAUUGACACUGCCAUAAAUGUAACAGUUUAAUUGUUGCAUUUGUUGUUUGCAUUGCAACAUGCAAAAUGUACCAACUUUCCCAUCCUUGAAUAAUAAUCGUCAUUGUAUGCCGCAGUCUGAUUAGCCGCUGUAUAGUCAAACUUGCACAAUUUGUGCUGAAACGCUUCCGGCAGCUUAAGAGGACACUCGAUGUAUCGGACUAUGAAGUUGUUGUUUCAUGUUUAUACAUUGUAACGCGGAUUGGCCAACGGUGAACAUUUUGUUCCAAUGGAUUUUGCUUCUGUUUGAUGCGUUGUUUUCAUGACUGCUUGAUUGCUUAUAUUGUUUUGGAUUUCAGUGUCUUGCAAGCCUCAGAGAAGAUUUGUGUUUAUGGAAUGAUGAAAUACUAACUGACUGACAUAAAUGAGGCUAGAGCUAUUGGCACAGGAAGCACACUUCUCUGUAUGACGCAGUGCAGUUCCACACCACUCAAAACUGCAGGACAAUAUCGGAACAAUAAGAUGCAAAUUGGAGUAAAAAUGGAGACAUCACAUUGACUCGAAGGCAUGAUUGUAUCUCAUUUUGAUGUUGCAGGUGGACCUAAUUAAGUGUCUUUUAUAUUUUUGCACUUA
This is a messenger RNA of Phyllopteryx taeniolatus (common seadragon), 2203 nucleotides long. RefSeq names its product ribonuclease H2, subunit B (gene rnaseh2b). The record is from RefSeq and is a predicted model, not a curated record. Gene Ontology annotation, cellular component: nucleoplasm; ribonuclease H2 complex. Bases 347 to 1168 code for a protein of 273 amino acids. The transcript is spliced from 11 exons. Gene Ontology annotation, biological process: RNA catabolic process; ribonucleotide metabolic process. NCBI's taxonomy places the organism in Eukaryota, Metazoa, Chordata, Actinopteri, Syngnathiformes, Syngnathidae.